AUGCCAUAUAUUUCUUUUUUUAAGAUCUCUAAACAACAAGCAGUAUAUAUCACCAAGUCAAUGGCACACAAGAUUUGGCUGAAGAAGCUUUCUGGUUACCAGUUUCUGAACCUUAACUUGUUCACCACUUCACUUUCCGCUCUGCUUAGGAUCUCUCCAAUAUCAAAGCCAGUGAGGACAGGUACUUCUAACAUGGAUUUUGUUCUGAAUAAGAUUGAUAAACACUUGGACAACCAUAGAAGCCUUGACCAGAACAUGAAGAACCCAAAAAGAAAAUUGGAGGAUUUAAAUGCCUUGAAAGAAGACACUGAAUCAAAAAUGAGGGCAGAACUGCAACCAAGGAAAAAACUCAAGAAACAAUUUCAUCUAUGGUUGGGAAACAUUGAAAGAAUAAAUGGUGAGAUACAAGACCUCGAACAAAAAGUUGCAGAAAGCAGUAUUGUCUCACGUGGAUUUCACAUGACAAAUAUCUUAGAAAAGAAAGAAGAAGUUGAGGAUCUUCUUCAACAGGGUAAGUUUGAUCAAGGUGUGGUAGUCUAUGACCUUACGUGGAUUGGACAAGCUUUGUCAACAACAAAUUUAGUUGGGAAAGCUGCAGAGAAUUGUAUGAAAGAAAUUUGGACAUGCUUGAUGGAUGAUGAUAUUGGACCGAUUGGUGUUUGGGGAAUGGGAGGACUAGGUAAAACAACAAUCAUGAAGAUCAUCAACAACCAACUUAUUAAAAAAGCUGAAAAGUUCAACAUUGUUGUAUAGAUCACUGUAUCGAAGGAAAUGAACAUCUCAAAAAUUCAAAAUGGCAUCUUACAUAUAAUGGGAGAAACCGUUCCAGAAAAUGAGGAUGAAACAAUAAGGGCAGGAAUAUUAUAUGAAAUGUUGACUCAAAAGGGCAGGUUUGUGUUAAUUUUAGAUGAUCUACGGGACAAACUUUCUCUUGAAGAAGUAGGAAUCCCCGAGCCUUCUAACGGGAGUAAGUUAGUGAUAACGACUCGGAUGUUGGAUGUGUGCCGCUAUUUGAGUUGUCGAGAAAUUAGAAUGCCUACUCUUCCAAAACAAGAUGCAUGGAGUUUGUUUUUGGAGAAAGUAGGUAGAGAUGUUCUCAAUUAUCUAGAUCUAUUACCAAAUGUGGAAUCUGUUAUUGAACAAUGUCCUGGUUUACCGUUAGCUAUAGUUACAGUAGCUAGCAGUAGGAAGGGCAUAAAAAAUGUUCACGAAUGGAGGAAUGCACUAAAUGAAUUAAGUAGACGUGUAAGAGGUGUGACUGGGUUAGAUGAAAAGGUACUUCAGCAACGGUUUGACACCAAAAUAUUUCACUGCUUGAUGUUCAGUUAUGACCGUUUGAAAGAUCCAAAAAUACAAGAUUGUUUUCUGUAUUGCUCAUUGUAUCCUGAGGAUUAUGCAAUCGAAAAGAAUGAGCUAAUAGAAAAUUGGAUUGAUGAGAGACUUAUUGAUGAAUGUGGAAGUAGACAAGCAAUGCAAGACAGGGGCCUUAGUGUUUUAAAUAAGCUAGUAAACAAUUCCUUGUUAGAGAUGGCUAUGGUCUGCAGUAGGAUUGUGGUUCGGAUGCAUGAUGUUUUGAGAGACAUGGCAUUAUCGACUAAAUCUGGUGAUCAUCAAUUCAUGGUAAAAGCUGGUAUGCAAUUAAAUGAACUACCAGGUGAGCAUGAAUGGACCAGCAAUCUUGAGAAGGUUUCCUUGAUGGAUAAUUCAAUAUUAGAAAUUCCUCCUCACAUGCCACCUAAAUGCCAAUCUGCAACCUUGCUUUUGCAGCAAAAUGACUUUUUGGAAAGAAUUCCAGAAUCUUUCUUUGAGCACAUGCACGGUCUAAAGGUUCUAGAUCUUUCUUAUACAAGUAUUCGAGGUCUGUCUAGUUAUUCCAACUUGGAAAAUCUUGCUGCAUUGAUACUUAGAAAUUGUGACAAGUUAAGGCACGUGCCUUCAUUAGCAAAGCUUAGAGUGCUGAGAAAGUUGGGUCUUUAUAAUACUGCUAUCAAUGGGCUCCCUCAUGGUAUAGUGUUAGUGAACCUCAUAUAUCUUGGUUUACAUUCAAAGGAUCUAAAGGAGCUCCCAAUGGGCAUACUAGCAAUGCUUUCUCAUCUCCAAUACUUGGCAACUACCCUGUAUAUAAAUGCAGAGGAAGUAGCCAAAUUGAGGAAACCAGAGACUUUUUCAGGGUCAUUUCUUUAGUUGCUAGACUUUGAGAAAUAUGGAAAGUCUAUGCAGUGUCAGUGGCCUAGAAACUAUGUGUUUGUUGUGGGAUCAUCUAAAGCUAACAAACCAGCAUACACUCUUUGGUCAGAGCAAUUCUAGAGAGCUGAGCAUUAUAGGAGUGUAAAAUUUACUAAUGGGGAGAUAAGGAAUGAAGAUCCUAUUGUGCUUCCAAGUGACCUUGGUGAUCUGUAUAUUGAAAAUUAAGUGCCAUGAUCUCAAAAGCUUAAGCAAUAUUUCUUUGUUCCAUGAAGCAAAUGACUUAAAGAAAUGUUAAAUCCGGCAGUGUGAAGGGAUGGAGUGCAUGGUUGACUUUUCAUUAUCUUCUUACAACUCGCUUCAGAACAUUGAAGAGGUAGACCUUGAAGGUUUGUGUAACUUGCAGGAACUUGUCAGAAUUGGAGUAGCAAUUGAAUCUACAUCUCAAGCUCCAACACCGGCCACCAUCUUCUCUUCCCUUAAAAUACUUCGUCUAAUUGGUUGCUCAAGCAUGAAGAAGGUCGUUUCACUUGAACAGCUACAGGAUCUUGUAAACUUGGAAGAAAUUGUUGUUAUAUCCUGUAAAGAAAUAGAGUUUAUAAUGACACCAAAAGAAGACGAAGAAAAUCAUCAAGGAGAAACAAGGGGUGUUGACGUAACAACAGUUACUCUUCCCAGUUUAAGGAAAUUGACAUUGGUCUGAGUAGCCAAAGUUGAAAA
Messenger RNA from Theobroma umbraticum, 2904 nucleotides. Its product is annotated as putative disease resistance protein At4g27220. Lineage: Eukaryota; Viridiplantae; Streptophyta; Magnoliopsida; Malvales; Malvaceae. Gene Ontology annotation, molecular function: ADP binding; protein binding. The record is from RefSeq and is a predicted model, not a curated record.